GGGGGCGCUAAUGUCGCGCGUAGCGUCUGCUCCUCUCAAAAUUUGCUCCUCAUUCGUAAAGCUUCGAAGCGGAAUGGCUGUUCGUAUUGUAAACGCAACUGCGUAUUUGUUUUGAUAAGCUACGUGAAAGCCCGGUUUGACCGGAAACGCAUGACAACCAAAUAGUGAGCAGAACUAACGUCGACGCUUUGCGAUGAGGGACGAAACGAGGCCUCAGUACUGCUACCAGGUUCUGGACUUCACAAUGCCAUUACCGAAACAGCUAGAGGACCUCCACAUGACGUGCAACAUCAACCAUGCCCGGGAAGCUCUCGUCCUGGCGGUUCAUGUUUUGAUGACUGAGACGGGCUUUGAGAUAGAGGGUUGGCAGGAAAAGGGAUCGGAUGGCACCGUCGAAGACCAUACUGCGAAAGAGAACCUUUGUUGGGUGAAAGGGGAUGGCCUGCUAAAACUCCGCUACACUCAUCCCACUUGCCCUGCGGCAAACUUUAGCGUCGCCUUCCUGUUCGUGGAACCCAACGUCAUCAUUCAUGGUUUGGUGGUGGUUGACGACUGCUCAGAAGGGUACUCGCUCAACCUAAGGGUAUCGGACUUCAUCCAGAAAGUAUUUCUCUCCGAUCCAGAACCGAAUAAGGUGUACAAGAACCUUACAACAAUGUCAAGAGUUGUGAAAGAUUCAGUGGCACUGCCUUUACUAGGAUGGGCUCAAAGUGUGUCAAAUGUUCCAGCCACAUUUGGGUUCAUGACACUCAGCAAUGAGAUCCAGCUCCUGAUCCUUGGCUACCUGAAUGUCAGGGACCUUCUUGCUGCGUCGAGGGUCAGUGUGGACCUGUUCUCCCUGGCCUCGCACCCUGUGUUGUGGCGCAAGCUUUUCUUCAAGAACUACCCUUCCGUGGAAAUCUCGCCAACAGAAAACAUCUCUGAUUGGAAAGAGAAGUACAAGCGUGAGCACCUUCUGCGUAAGGAGCAGCGGGAGUGUGCUCUGCGCCUGCUGCCCCGCAUGCCAGACCCCAUCGGGGUGAUGCCCAUGAGGAUCAACCACAGGCCCUUCGUGCCACCCCCGAUGCCCCUCCUCAUCGACGACGAGUUUGAGUUGGAUGGACUACUCCCUCGCCCUCCGAGGUUCUCACCACCCUAUCUUCCAGAGUUACCCCACCGCAUGCCCGAUCCGGCGUUAUCAAGGCCUUACUUCAGUCGUUUUGGCAUUCUCCCGCACCAGCGGUUCGGACCAGGCUUCCAGUUCCUCUGAUGUUCCUCGGGCCUUCGUUAUAGCCAUAUUUCGUGGGCAACAAGGGGAGGGGCGGGGGGGAGGGGGGGGGGGGGGAGACAAUCGUGUGAUAAAAAUUGCUUGUGGAACACA
Molecule: messenger RNA, 1360 nt
Organism: Ixodes scapularis (black-legged tick)
Lineage: Eukaryota; Metazoa; Arthropoda; Arachnida; Ixodida; Ixodidae
Product: F-box only protein 7
Exons: 10
Coding region: 194-1249 (351 amino acids)
Biological process (GO): autophagy of mitochondrion; positive regulation of autophagy of mitochondrion
Molecular function (GO): protein kinase binding
Source: RefSeq, a predicted model, not a curated record